Molecule: messenger RNA, 3601 nt
Organism: Portunus trituberculatus (swimming crab)
Lineage: Eukaryota; Metazoa; Arthropoda; Malacostraca; Decapoda; Portunidae
Gene: beta-PheRS
Product: phenylalanine--tRNA ligase beta subunit-like
Exons: 10
Coding region: 203-1972 (589 amino acids)
Biological process (GO): phenylalanyl-tRNA aminoacylation
Cellular component (GO): phenylalanine-tRNA ligase complex; cytoplasm
Molecular function (GO): magnesium ion binding; ATP binding; RNA binding
Source: RefSeq, a predicted model, not a curated record
AUGAUUAAUUUUUACAAGUGUACAAAUUACCAUAUCAUAUUUCUAACUAUUUUUGCAUCAUAUUCCUAAUGUACCUAACAAUGAAAUAGUGAGUAGUAAGCAGUACCCAGGCUGAGACAGUAUUGCCAGCUGACAGACAACAACACAACAGCAGCAGCAGCACGCGGCAGCAGCGGCACGGCAAACACGGCAGCCCAUCACCAUGCCCACUGUGUCAGUCAACAGGGAGGCACUCUUCAAGGCCAUAGGGCAGGAAUACAAUGAUGAAGAAUUUGAUGAGUUAUGCUUCAAGUUUGGACUGGAGAUUGAUGACAUAGUAGAUGACCCAGACAAAGGGAUGACUUACAAGAUAGAGAUUGGCGCCAAUCGUUAUGACCUGCUGUGCAUUGAGGGCAUUGCACGCACCCUUCGAGUCUUUCUUGGCCUGGAGACACUGCCCAAGUUCCAGGUGCUACCAGCCAAGGACCCCAGCCAGUACAAGCUGAUUGUCAAGCCAGCUGUUGCUCAGGUGCGGCCGUACAUUGUUGGCGCUGUCCUACGUAACAUCAAGUUCACCCAGGCCAUUUACGACUCCUUCAUUGACCUUCAGGACAAGCUGCACCAUAACAUUGCCAGAAAGCGAACACUGGUGGCCAUCGGUACUCAUGACCUGGACACCAUUACCGGCCCAUUCAUUUAUGAUGCUCAGCCCCCAAAGGAGAUCUCGUUCGUGCCCCUCAAUCAGACUGAAGUGUUCCGAUCUGAUGUGUUGCUGGAAAAGUACACACAGGACCUUCACCUCAGGGAGUUUGUGCCAAUCAUCAAGGACAAGCCAGUGUACCCGGUGAUCCUGGACCAGAAGGGUGUGGUGCUGUCCCUGCCUCCCAUCAUCAAUGGCAACCACUCCAAGAUCACCCUCAACACUCGCAACGUCUUCAUUGAGUGCACAGCCACCGACCGGCACAAGGCGCAGAUUGUGCUGGACACCCUCAUCUGUAUGUUCUCAGGCUACUGUGACAAACCCUUCACUGCAGAGGCUGUGUUGGUUGAAUACCCAGAUGGUGAGAAGAUCCAGUACCCAACACUACAGUACCGGCAGCAGGAGACGUCUGUGGCGUACUGCAAUGUGCUAACAGGAGUGGAGGAGAAUGCAGAGGACAUGGCAAAGCUCCUCCAGUCCAUGAGUCUGUCUGCCAAGCCCACUGGACCAGACACCCUCAUGGUUGAGAUUCCUCCCACAAGGUAUGAUGUCUUACAUGCAUGUGACGUAGCAGAGGACUUUGCUAUAGCUUAUGGGUAUGACCGCCUAAGGGAAGACAUGCAGCUGCCUUCCACCAGCACUAUUGGUCAGGAGUUUGAGCUCAAUUACCUCAGUGACAAGAUGAGACUGCUGCUCUCCCAGAAUAACUACAUUGAGGUUGCCACAUUCUCUCUCUGCUCCAAGUCGGAUAUGGGAGAGAAGAUGAAAAUCAAUCUGGACAAGGAGCCAUUGGUGAAGAUUGGUAACCCCAAGACAAUGGAUUUUGAGGCGCUGCGCAUCAGCCUCCUGCCAGGGAUCCUCAAGACUGUGGCUGCCAACAAGCACGUUUCGCUGCCCCUCCGCAUGUUUGAGGUUGCUGAUGUGGUGGUGAAGGACAGCUGCCCUGUGGCCACGCGGGGUACGGGGGCUCGCAACAAGCGCCACCUAUGUGCCAUCAACUAUAAUGUGAAGGCCGGUAUGGAGGUGGUUCAGGGUCUGCUGGACAACAUCAUGGUGGCCCUCAAGGUGCCCUUCACAGAGGACGGCUCAUCCAAGGGAUACUACUUAGAGGGGAAAGACUACCCAAGUUUCUUCCCUGGCUUCAGUGCGACGGUGGUAGUGAAUGGGUCUCCUGUGGGUUGCCUGGGGCUCAUCCAUCCUGAGGUUGUCACCAGCUUCAACCUCAACAAUCCUGCGUCUGUGUUAGAAAUUGACCUUCAGAAAGUAAUGGAAAUAACAGACUUUGGUCACUAACAUUUGUAAACAUAGAAAUAACUUAAUUUAUACAUUAUUAUAUCAUGUAUUUAUGGGGUUUCAAGAUGCUAAACUGGAGGACGCAUAUGAAUUUUUAAAAGCACUUCUGAGAAAAGUUUUUCAUUAAGCCAACACCAAGGAAGCUUACUUUUAUGCAGGUCUCUUCUCUCAGGUAAGUACAUAAUUACCUUUCAUUGUGUGCAUUCAGAAAGAGUAUGAGGCACUACUGCAGUCAGAAAAUUGUGUUACAUGCUGUGUGGUCAGCUGGGAAGAAUGCCCCUGUAUGUAGUUCAUGUGUCAAAAAGCCUCCUGAGAAAGGUGGAGUCUGGGAGCUGGGAACUAGUCCUUUAUUUCUACAUGAUUUGUCAUCAGUCUGUCACAACACUGGUUCUGUGCCUCCAUCACGCCAUGGUAACUGCAUAGUUUGAUUUUGUUAUGACUAUGUUCCUGCAUCUUUGGAAUGUUUUAAGACUUAGUAUGUGGUGUAAUUAUUCAAAUAUCCUUUUUACAUUUUCAGUUGUGCUUGUUGAAAAUCCAGUUUUUCAAAAAUAUUGUAAACUACUAAAACAGUUUAUUUGUUUCUGACAUCAGCAUCUGGUGUAAUCAGUUUUAGGUCAUCCAGCACCCCUAAACUCUGGCUAACAUCUGGUUACAUUGACUAUAAUUGUAUUCACACAGUUGAAAAGGAGGUUAAAAUUUCAAAAUUUUGUCAAAUUAAAUUACACAUUUGUCAGAAGUAUUUCUUUGAUACUUUUACACUUUUUGCAAGGAAUGCCGACUUUGUACUGCAAUAUCAGCAGCAUUUUCAAGCAUACCCGAAAAUGUUAUUGAUCUUAUCACUCACUUGAGAUGCUAUCAUCCCAGGUUAAGAAACAAGCUGACCUUCUUUACCAACUUUCUUUUGGAUAUUAUAUUUUACUUCAGAACAUCAAUCUCAGAAGCCUCAUUGGAAGGUGUUUUCAAGAUAUUCAAGAAGGAAGUGUGCAUCCUAAAAAACAGUAAAAUAUGUUUUAUCUGUGCUUGAGUUGAUGGUCAUAUUACUGUUCUAUACCUGGUUUUGUGUUUCUGGAGAGGUAUAGAUUUUUGUCAUGCUAAGAUGUGCAUUGCCUCACCUUUCAUACCUGUGUUUUAGUGGUCUUUGAAUGUGUCAUGAGUAGGAAUUCUUUCCCCUGGGACACAGCCAAUUGUAACUUUGGUCUUACCAAAGUGUAGCUUCCCCAGAUGUAUCCAGGUAUACCAGCAAACAGACCAAAAGCAGUAUUGGACAGACAAGUAAGCUUUACACCACUGCCCCACUCCAUAGUCAUGCUAACAUGUAGUUAGUACAUGAAGGCUUGCUGUCCAAUGCACCAAAGAAACAUCCAGAGUAAUAAGUGCAGAACAUUCAGAAAAGAGGUAGAUAAGUAGUAAAGUUGCAUUUCAUCUGCAAAUAUUUUAUUUGAAUGCUGGACCUCAGAUGAAGGAAGGGUUGGUAGUGUGUGCUCUCUGAGUGCCUUCUAGUUAUGUCUGUUAUUGUUUUAUUAUUGUCUUUUUUGAGUAAAGUAUGUAAAUUUUAUUGAUUUCCAUGUGGAAUGCAAGAAAAAUUUUUGUAUCAUCCAUAUGUGAACUUUUAAUAAAUGUUCACAAAAA